Messenger RNA from Cyclopterus lumpus (lumpfish), 801 nucleotides. Its product is annotated as adhesion G-protein coupled receptor G2-like. Gene Ontology annotation, molecular function: G protein-coupled receptor activity. The record is from RefSeq and is a predicted model, not a curated record. NCBI's taxonomy places the organism in Eukaryota, Metazoa, Chordata, Actinopteri, Perciformes, Cyclopteridae. Gene Ontology annotation, biological process: adenylate cyclase-activating G protein-coupled receptor signaling pathway; cell surface receptor signaling pathway. Gene Ontology annotation, cellular component: membrane. The coding region runs from base 49 to 801 and encodes 250 amino acids. The transcript has 4 exons.
UUCACCGCGUUGUCCCUCGUAAUAUUUGUCUUCAGUCGAAACCAGAGAAUGGAUUUCUCCAUCUCCAUCCACGUAUCUCUGAGCGGGGCCUUGUUCCUGCUCAAUACCACCUUCCUGCUGAGCGAGUGGGGGGCCACGGUGGAGCCCGCCUGGGUGUGUGUGUUUGUCGCGGCCGCCAUGCAUUACUCCCUGCUCAGCUGUUUCACCUGGAUGGCCAUAGAGGCCCUUCACCUCUAUCUGCUGCUGAUAAAGGUGGUCCACACCUACUUCAAACACUACCUGGUCAAACUGUCCCUCGCUGGAUGGGGGAUCCCUGGCAUCAUCGUGGCGGUCUCUUUGGGAGUGAAGGACUUUAAACAGUUUUAUGGACUCACACAAAUGAGCGUGGCUGAUACCAACCAAACCAACGCCAUCUGCUGGAUCACGGAUGACUCCUUCUUCUACUCCUUGAACCUGGUGUAUUUCACCCUCAUAUUCAUCUUCAACACUGGCAUACUGAUAGCGGUGGCCUCGAACAUCUGCAAGAUGAAGCAGGUGUUCAGGAGCAGCUCGAGGCCCGGCGCAGGGGCCGAGGGAGCGACCCAGGGGGACCCCAUGAAGUUCGGCGAGAGCUGCAGGAGCAGCCUCAUCGUGAUGGGUCUCACCUGCCUGAUGGGGAUCACCUGGGGCCUGGCAUUCCUGGGCUCAGGAUACGUCAAUUACACCAUCCUCUACCUCUUCUGCAUCCUCAACUCCACACAAGGUCUGCUGUCCGUUCUGCUCCUCUCUGUUCAAAUGUUCUUCCACCUGAUACCGUGUUGA